Messenger RNA from Betta splendens (Siamese fighting fish), 4141 nucleotides. RefSeq lists its product as uncharacterized. Bases 1223 to 4141 code for a protein of 972 amino acids. NCBI's taxonomy places the organism in Eukaryota, Metazoa, Chordata, Actinopteri, Anabantiformes, Osphronemidae. The transcript has a single exon. The record is from RefSeq and is a predicted model, not a curated record. Gene Ontology annotation, molecular function: aspartic-type endopeptidase activity; nucleic acid binding; zinc ion binding. Gene Ontology annotation, biological process: proteolysis; DNA integration.
UAACUGCCCGGAUGAGACGGGUUGUAAUAAAUCUUCUUCAUCAAGUUUUCAAGUUUAGGAGGCAUCUUCUCUCUUUGCCAAAAACCUCAACUCUGAACACCCUGCACACUUUUUACUGCGUUAUAAGUUUAUUCAUUUGCUGCAGUAAUGAGUAGCCUUUUUUUUUUACAAAUUCACAAGCUUUUAUUUUUUUAAAAAGAAUAAAUGUUACAUCGUUUAUACAAAAAUGGAUAAAUGCAUACAAUGUGAUUACAAUACAUGUAUGGUGUAUGUAUGCUACGGUACCAGCAGGGAUGAUCCAAAAGGUAACAAGGUCAGUGUGACAAACCGCCAGUUUGUUUCCCACUGAGCAGCCCCGGACUGUGCGCACACACACACAAACACACACACACGCACCAGCUGAUUGGCCGCAGAGAGCGGGUGCACACGCAAUCGUGCGGCCAUUUGGACAUUUCACCACCAUUACAUCUUUUUACGCCGUUAGACUAACCACAUACACUUGUCACUUUUGUUGGUUUUGGUUUCUUGUGUCAGUACUUACGUGUCGGGAGUAGUCGGACUCCCGCGUCGCGCCAGCAAAACCGGACAGCUGGGCGACGCUCACUUUUGACGUCGUGCAGUGUCGCCUCGGCGCGAGGCGCGGGUCCGACGAAACCACUUUUGUUUGUUGUUAUUAUUUGGUCCUAGUCAUUAUUUGUGGGGUAUUCUUGUGUUAUGAAUCUGAGAAUUAUUGUGGGAAUAUGGGUGAUUGAUUUAUACUUGUUUAAAGGUGAAUAUUGGGAUUAUAAAUGUUUAGUUUCCAGAACGUUCUGGAGAAUGGUUCCACCCAGUUGAAGGGGGCGGGGCCAGGCCUUUAAGAAGAGUGGCCAAACUCCCUUGUGGGGGAGAGUGGACUGGACGGAGAGCGAGUUGGUUGGUGAGAGAGUGUUGACGAAGAGAAGAGACAUUCCUUUUAUUUGAGCAGUUUUUUUUUCAGGUUGAUUUCCUCAUCCAUAGUUGUCCUUAUCAUUCUGUUUUUCUUUUUUUUUUUGUCUGUUGCACCCGCGGGGUUUUUGGAGCAACUGUAAAUACUGCACCUGAUUCUUUUCUGCACUAUACUUUUGGACUGAAUAAACUCACCAUCUGCGAGCAAGCCAUCUUUUUUUUGGUUGUUUUUUGCACGGCGUUCCACGUCUCGAGUGAGCAGCAGAGCUCACUCACCACAGUUGGUGUCAGAAGUGGGAUGGCUACUCGCAAGACAGCACCGAAAGGCAGAAAACCUGGACCUAGGCUGCGGUCGCAGGGGAAGGUGACAGCUGUGAUGCAGGAUGAUGAGGACUGGAAGUCGGACGGGAGUGCAGAGUCGGUGAUUCCUGGUGCCAAACCUGAGGAGGGAAUGGUCUCUUUGAUGCAACACUUCUUGAACGCACAGCAGCGCAGAGAAGAGCGGUUUCUGCUGGAGCUCCGGGGCCUACGGGAGUCCAUUGUGGAGGCAGCUAGGCCGAACUCAGAUGGAGAGAGUCCACGUUUGGAGCUGCCAACGCCAGCUGCUUCGAGGGUAGCUAGUCAGCGCAGAGCGGGCUACCACAGAGACUCCCCAGGUGUGCCAGUGCUGAGAGGGCCGCCCCAGCGGAUGGAGCCAACGAUGCCAUCUCUCCAACCUGGCGAUGACAUCGAGAACUACCUUCGACGGUUUGAGCGCCUAGCCAGGACCUGGAGGUGGCCUGAGGAGGAGUGGAGUUGUCGGCUAGUUCCACUGCUAACAGGACGAGCAUUGGAGGCUUACCUGGCGAUGGACGAGGAGCAGGCAAAGGUGUACGAUGAGCUGAAGAAGGCUUUACUUGAGAAGUACGACAUUUCACCUGAGACGUACCGACAGAGGUUCCGGUCAGCCACAUUUCCGGCAGGGGAAUCGCCGACGGAGACCUACCACCGCCUGAAGAACCUGUACGAGCGUUGGGUUCGACCGAGGGAACACUCCAAGGAGGCCAUAAUCCUGGAGCAGCUCCUAAGGGUUCUUCCGGUUGAGACACGCACCUGGGUUCGCGAGCAUGAGCCAACGGCAGGAGUGGCGGCAGCGAAACUGGCUCAACAGUACCUGAACGCUCAUCGCGGGACUCUUCGCACUCAACCACCAUCAGGUACUGGGCGCACCCAUCCGGGGGUGGAACGGAGAGGUGCGAUGCCAGCAGACUCUGCACCAGGCUGGAAUCCGCCAGGAGGAAGGCCCAAAGAACUGGUGUGCUUUUACUGUCAGCAGACAGGGCAUAAAGCAUCUGUGUGUCCAGCGCGCAAAGCUAAACUGUCGGGGUACUGCUAUGUCCCAAGAGAAGGGGAUGUCGAGCUGCGCAGGGGCCGUGAGAGUCUCUCAGCAUGUCAUGUGACUGUGAAUGGAUGCUGCCUACAGGCUUUAUUGGACACGGGGAGUGCAUUAUCAAUGGUCAAAUCAGGUUUUGGGUCAAAUGUAGACUAUGUGAAUACAGUUGGGGUGCAGUGUGUUCACGGGGAUGUGAAGCGGUAUCCGCAGGCCGAAGUACUAUUAGAAGUACAAGGGCAGACAUACCUGCUAAAGGUGGCUGUAGUGGCUAGUCUACCGACAGACAUGAUUUUGGGCCGUGAUUUGCCAGUGUUGUGUGACUUAUUACAAAGCACCGAGAGGAGCACGGGAAAUGUUGACUCUGUGUUACCAGGUCAUCUGUCAUGUCCGGCCUUUACGCGGGCACAAGCCAGGGCAGGACUCCAACCUCUACCAGACAUGGAUGAAAGUCUGUUGCAGGGUGGAGACAGAGGCCCAAAAAAAUCGCGCAGACUGAAACGUCUGGAGAAGUACCUGGGCACACCAACCUCGGAGGUUGCUGCAGAGCACCCGGAGGGUAUUGGUUGGCAAGAACCAGAAAAUAUAGCGGAGCUACAGAAAGGGGAUGUGACGUUAAAAGCUAUGUUUGAAAAAGCGAUGUCUGAUCAACCCUCUAACCUGUGUGAAGAAAAAAGUGUGGUUAAGAAUGACAUUUUGUAUGUACAAGCUGGGGAUAAAUCUCGCCUUGUUGUCCCGGCUAGCUGCCACCCACUCGUCUUACACCUAGCACACUCUGUCCCGUGGGCUGGUCACCUGGGCCAACAGAAAACAUUUGCACGUGUUAGCUCUCGGUUUCAUUGGCCAACAUUGUAUGCUGAUGUUCGCACCUACUGCAACUCUUGCCCAACCUGUCAGAAGACCAGUGCUGUGCCGCGGCAGCACAGGGCCCCAUUGCACCCUCUCCCUGUGCUCUCUGAGCCCUUUAGGCGGAUCGCCAUGGACAUUGUGGGACCGCUGGAGAAAAGCAGUGCGGGACAUCGCUACAUCCUGGUCAUCAGUGAUUACGCAACAAGAUAUCCAGAAGCUUUUCCACUGCGCACAGCAACUUCACCAAACAUCGUCCCUGCCCUGGUACAACUUUUCUCCCGAGUGGGAAUACCUGAAGAGAUCCUGACAGACCAAGGCACCAACUUUACAUCGCGGCUGAUGGGGCAGUUGUACCGGCAACUGGGCAUCACUGCCAUCAAGACAACCCCAUACCAUCCACAGACAGACGGACUAGUAGAGAGGUUCAACCAGACACUGAAAAACAUGCUACGGAAAUUUGUGGUGGAUACUGGAAAAGACUGGGACAAAUGGCUGCCAUUUGUCCUCUUCGCUUACCGAGAAGUCCCCCAAGCAUCCACCGGGUUCUCACCAUUCGAGCUUCUCUAUGGUUGGCAGGUACGGGGACCACUGGAUCUGCUGAGGGAAAGCUGGGAAGAGGGUAUGACAGCCAAGCCAGAGGAGAGAGGCAUCGUGCAAUAUGUACUGGAGAUGAGGGAGCGACUCGAGCAGUACAGAGACCAGGCAAGGGAGAACCUGCAGGCAACACAACGAUACCAGAAGCGGUGGUAUGAUCAGCAUGCACGACUACGGCAAUACCAACCAGGCCAGAGAGUGCUACUUUUGCUACCUACCUCAACGAGCAAACUUCUGGCAAAAUGGCAAGGCCCAUAUACCGUGGUACGCAAGAUGGGGCCAGUAACAUACGAGGUCCAUCACCCAGACAAGGGAAAGGCAAAGCAGACAUAUCAUGUCAAUCUUUUGAAGGAGUGGAAGGAGUCACCGGAGAAGAAACCUCAGCCAUGCUGGUACGGAAGGUGA